ACGUCAACCUAAACCCCAUUAUACUUGGACUAAUAAGACGGCAGAGGAACUCAUCAUUUACAAAAAAUAGACUGAACUGUCACUACAAUAAGUAAUACGUUAAAAAAAUGCACAUGAAUUUAAAGUAAAACCAUCGUCGUAAAAAUGGCAUAUCAGAUGGACGACUCAUUGAUUUCAUACUUGUUAUCUCGAAGGUUACGUCAUCGAUGUUGACCCAGUUCAGAAAAUGGUUACAUUUUUUUUGACAUGAGGCAACCUCAAUGACGAAUGCGGCCGACAUAAGUGACCUCCGGAGGGCGCAGCCACACAGAAGUUGCUCUUUAUCUCAACAAAAGUUGAAGUAGCCUGCUGAAAUAGGGUGCUAUUCCCCAGAGCGACACCCUGCCGAAAACAUUACCUGAAACACUAAAUAACAACAGUAAUAUAGGUAUAUAUAUACUGAUAUGGCUUGCGAAGCCUCGCUGGAUGACCAGAUUGGAGAAGCACUCUUAAUCGGGGUGGUAAGACACAAGGUGAUGAGCGCAGCAGCCAAAGUGCAUUCAGCCCCACCAGCCCUUCCUGAAGCUCGACCAAUAAGCAACUGCCAGGACCAAAAGCUUGUUGAACAGUUGGCGGAGACCAUCAGAGUGAUUGGUGAUAGGCUCGAUCAGGAUAAAUCAUUCAAUGACAUGAUUGAUGGCUUAGUAAAAGUGGCUGAUAAAAGAAGUUUCUGGGAACUUGUGGAAAAGGUUUUCACAGAUGGCCAGAUCAACUGGGGGAGAAUUAUAGUGCUCUUCUAUUCAGUUGGAAAACUGUCUGCAAAGAUGGUCCUUGCAUGCUUACCCACAAUUGUUUCAGAUAUUUUGAUCUUAAGUCUGGAUUACUUCAGGAGGAAUCUGUUGGAAUGGAUUUGCAAAAUGGGAGGAUGGAUGCACAGUAUCCCUGCGCUGGCCUGUUUCUCCUUUGAGCAAUUUUCCAGUUCUUCACUUAGUAAAUAUUCUUCCUAUUUCGGAGCCACAUUGGCCUUCACUGGUGGCCUACUGCUAGGUGGCUUCAUCGUCUUGAAAUUUCCAAGAAAAAGCUAAGAAAAAGAAAAUGAAGAUGCUGCAACAGUAGUGUCCAUAACACUGAACUUGAGAGAAACCAUGUAGCUUAUAUCUGUAUUUUGUAAUUUGCCCCUUUUUUUAUUUGAAUAUGCCACAAUUGAGCCUAAGCUUUUUAUUGGUAAUUGUCAUAUGACACACAUUAGUAGUUUUGUAGAAUCUGGCUUGUCCUCUUCCUUGUACAUUUAAGUAUUGUGCAUUGAAUGUGAUUAAAGUCCCCAUUCUUUCUGAAAAUGUAUGUUUGUUUGUUUUGUUUUAAAUAUAUAAAACAAACCAAAAAUAGUAAUACAUAGGCCUAUGUACAGAGAGAGACAUUUUAUUCUGAGCUACAUUAUAGUUUGAGGAUGGCUGCUAAAUAUAGAUUUGGUUUGGGUGGAGACGUGAAAGGAAAUUAAGCAAACAGUCACGUAAAACUUUUUUUGGGUUUUCGUUUCGCUUUUAUUUUCAUUUAGCCUAGUGCAACGCUAGCUGUGAAGAUGCGGAACUGACAACAAUUGUUGAACAAUAUCUGAUUUAGACAGCGAGAUUUAGUCUACUAAACCAGUUUGAGGUUUGCGAAAUGUUUAUACAUUGACGUAAAGGUAUAGGUCACACGUAGAGACAGUUUCACUGUGGUUUGUGAAGUGGCCAUCAAAUCCUAUCGUCGGACCAAGGAGGAAGAUCAUGGCAUCAGAUUACCAGUUUUCAACGAAUCUUAUUCUAAGAUCAGUGAAGGACCAGGUACAGAGGGUGGGAACAUGCGCACCGUCUCUUCCUGAGUCGCAGCCAAUGAGUGAUGAGCGGGAGCAGCUCCUGGAACAGAUGGCUAGCCUCAUCAGAGACAUCGGCGACAGUCUCGAUCGAGAGCCAAAAUUUAACGACAUGGUUGAUGGUUUAGCACGUGUGGUGAAUAGACAGAACUUCCAGAACCUUGUAGACAAAGUUUUUGUUGAUGGCAUCACCUGGGGGAAAAUUGUCACUCUGAUCUGUGUUGUUGGGAAAUCCAUUGCAAAGAUUCUUGCUGAUUUUGUCUCAGGCGUUGUAUCUUGGACACUGGAUUACUUCAGGGAUAACCUUCUGAACUGGAUCUGCAAUAGAGGAGGAUGGAUCAACAGUAUUUCUUCUUUGGCUCAUUACUCGUUUGAGCGAGAUUUUGGUUCCUCAUCAAGCCUGAUCUCCCUCUCCUCUGGAGUCCUCUUCAUCAGUGGAGUGCUGCUGGGUGGCCUCAUUGUCUGGAGACUGAACAGAUGUGCCUGAGGAGGGUCAGUGAAGGACUGAUGAAGUGAGAAAAGGGGGAAUGCUGGGAUUUACAUAUGCAACGGACCAAAAAUAAUGAUGAUCUUAGCAAGUAAGAGAAGGCUGAUUGGCAAUACAAUGCACAGUAAUAAAGUGUAAAAUAUUAUAAUGUAUAGUGUAAAUCAGACAGGAAUUACAGACUGUGAUUUUUAUUUUAUUUUUUUGCCUGUCUCAGUCCAUGUGAGUGAGGAGGGAUAGAAUAAAUCCAGAAUGGGAAGUAAAGCAAUAACUAGCAAGACUUGAACUGUUAUAGGUGCUGUGCCAAGACAACUGUUCACUUUAAUGUCUAUGUCUACUGUUAUUAACCUCUACCUCGUCUAUAAAAUGUAUAAAUAACUUUUAAAUUACUAUGUACUAUAAAUAUAAUGUACAAAAAUGUUAUUUUUACAUUUGAAAUGUAAUUUUCAACUUUUCCAAGUGCUAAAGGCCUGCAUUAAAUAAAGUCCUUCCCACAAACCCAUGAAGGUACAUGUAAAGGAAAAUCAUUAUUAAAAAUCUUUAUGAAAAAUUA
Molecule: messenger RNA, 2868 nt
Organism: Cyprinus carpio (common carp)
Lineage: Eukaryota; Metazoa; Chordata; Actinopteri; Cypriniformes; Cyprinidae
Product: apoptosis regulator BAX-like
Exons: 13
Coding region: 444-1064 (206 amino acids)
Biological process (GO): intrinsic apoptotic signaling pathway in response to DNA damage; release of cytochrome c from mitochondria; mitochondrial fusion
Cellular component (GO): mitochondrial outer membrane
Molecular function (GO): protein heterodimerization activity; protein homodimerization activity; channel activity
Source: RefSeq, a predicted model, not a curated record